Messenger RNA from Suhomyces tanzawaensis NRRL Y-17324, 1523 nucleotides. RefSeq names its product dihydrolipoyl dehydrogenase (gene LPD1). The record is from RefSeq and is a predicted model, not a curated record. NCBI's taxonomy places the organism in Eukaryota, Fungi, Ascomycota, Pichiomycetes, Serinales, Debaryomycetaceae. The transcript has a single exon. The coding region runs from base 26 to 1507 and encodes 493 amino acids. Gene Ontology annotation, cellular component: mitochondrion; oxoglutarate dehydrogenase complex. Gene Ontology annotation, molecular function: dihydrolipoyl dehydrogenase (NADH) activity; flavin adenine dinucleotide binding.
GGGUAACCGAUAAACACUAGAUCAAAUGUUGAGAAACAGCUUUGUGAAAUCCAGUGCUGCUAGCAGAGCUAGCGCACUUCAAUUUGUCAGAUUCGCUUCUACUAAGUAUGAUGUCGUCGUCAUUGGUGGUGGUCCAGGUGGUUACAUCGCCGCCAUUAAGGCCGCUCAACUCGGUUACAACACUGCAUGUGUUGAAAAGAGAGGAAGUUUGGGUGGUACUUGUUUGAAUGUUGGUUGUAUUCCAUCCAAAUCUUUGUUGAACAACACCCACUUGUACCAUCAAAUCAAGCACGAUUCCAAGCACCGUGGUAUUGAAAUUGCCGGUGAUGUCUCAGUGAACUUUUCCACUUUGAUGGCCGCUAAGGACAAGGCCGUCAAGGGUUUGACCAGUGGUAUUGAAAUGUUGUUCAAGAAGAAUGGUGUUACCUACUUAAAGGGUGAAGCUUCUUUCGUGGAUGAACAUAACAUUAACGUCAAGCCAAUCGAUGGAUCCGAAAACCUUGAAGUUGAAGGUACCAACUUCAUCGUUGCUACUGGAUCUGAGCCAACUCCAUUCCCAGGAAUUGAAAUCGACGAAGAAAGAAUUGUCAGUUCUACUGGUGUAUUGUCAUUGAAAGAAUUGCCAAAGAGAAUGUCCAUUAUCGGUGGUGGUAUCAUUGGUUUGGAAAUGGCUUCUGUCUACGCCAGAUUGGGUACUGAGGUUACCGUUAUUGAAUUCCAAUCUGCUAUUGGUGCUGGAAUGGACGCUGAAGUUGCCAAGCAAUCCCAAAAGUUGUUGGCCAAGCAAGGCUUGAACUUCAAGUUAGGUACUAAGGUUACCAAGGGUGUCAGAGAAGGUGAUGUUGUCAAGAUUGAAGUCGAAGACGUCAAGUCUGGUAAGAAGGAAGAAUUGGAAUCCGACGUCUUAUUGGUUGCCAUUGGUAGAAGACCAUACACUAAGAACUUGGACUUCGAAAAGGCUGGUUUAGAAUUAGACAACAAGGGAAGAGUGGUGAUUGACUCCGAAUUAAAGACCAAGCAUGACCAUAUCAGAGUUAUUGGUGAUGUUACUUUCGGUCCUAUGUUGGCCCACAAGGCUGAAGAAGAAGGUGUUGCUGCUGCCGAAUACAUCAAGCACGGUCACGGCCACGUUAACUACGCUAACAUCCCAUCUGUCAUGUACACCCACCCUGAAGUCGCAUGGGUUGGUCUUAACGAGCAACAAUUGAAGGAACAAGGUAUCAAGUACAAGGUUGGUAAGUUCCCAUUCAUCGCCAACUCUAGAGCUAAGACCAACUUGGACACCGAUGGUUUCGUCAAGUUCCUUGCUGACGCUGAAACCCAACGUGUCUUGGGUGUCCACAUCAUUGGUGCCAACGCUGGUGAAAUGAUCGCCGAAGCUGGUUUAGCUUUGGAAUAUGGUGCUUCUACUGAAGACAUCGCCAGAACUUGUCAUGCCCACCCAACCUUAUCCGAAGCCUUCAAGGAAGCUGCUUUGGCUACUUUUGACAAGCCACUUAACUUCUAAAAGACAUAAGUCCGUA